Molecule: messenger RNA, 2696 nt
Organism: Nymphaea colorata (pocket water lily)
Lineage: Eukaryota; Viridiplantae; Streptophyta; Magnoliopsida; Nymphaeales; Nymphaeaceae
Product: zinc finger CCCH domain-containing protein 18-like
Exons: 7
Coding region: 203-2038 (611 amino acids)
Molecular function (GO): RNA binding; metal ion binding
Source: RefSeq, a predicted model, not a curated record
CCUUGCAAAAGAAUCUGGAUUUCUCUUUUCCUUUUUUCUUGGCUGCUCUUCCUUUGCAUCUCUUGGAUUUCCUUUACUUGAGCAGCAAAAGAGAGGAAUGAAAGGAAAAAUAGCUUUUCUCUGCUGUGGGUUUUCGUUGUAGAUUUAAGAAAUGAGUUUCCAACACUGAAACGAAAGUUGGUUUGCUUUAGAUUGGCAGAAAAUGGGAAAGACUGAAAUGGAUGUGUAUGAAGCUACGAGGAUUGUGUACAGUAGAAUUCAGAAGCUGGAGCCAGAAAAUGUCUCCAAGAUCGUGGGUUACCUGCUGUUGCAGGAUCAUGGCGACAGGGAGAUGAUCAGGUUGGCGUUCAGUCCGGACGGCCUGAUACAUUCUUUGAUCAGCAAGGCCAAAUUGGAACUGGGUUUGUCGGCCAAGCCGCCGGCCACCAGCCAUGCACCGGCUGUUCCUUUCAGUCCUUCUUCCCGUUCCGAUCUGCCUCUGCAGUUCACCCCAUUCUCGCCGGCUUCCUCUAGGCCUUUUUCUUCUCCACCCACUUUUCCGGCUGUUUCUCCAUAUUGGGAGCCUCAGCAUUUAGGUGACCCGCAGACUGUCCUCAAUUUAGAUUUCAGUCCCUCCUCAGCCUAUGGUGAAAAUCUUGGAGAUGAGUUUGCUCUGCAUAACCAGGCUCAUUUUCUUGGGCUGGAAGAUAGAACUGAUCCCAUAAACCUCGCCGGAGGUGAUUUUCCGAACGAGCCUUUCUUCCCUGAAUCUCCUCUAGGCAGCCUGACCUCAAGGACAAGCCGGAGAUCUCCCAGCCUUCCUGAAUUCCCUCUGAAACCAUGCCUUUACUUCGCUAGGGGCUACUGUAAACACGGCACCAACUGCCGAUUUUUCCAUAGCCAUUCCUUGCCGGACAACUUCACACAUAUCUUGAAUGGUAGCCAAGCAGAACUCAGUAGUGAGGACCACAUCUUCUCUCCCGGCACGCUCGAGCGGCUCGAGCUGGAUCUUGCACAGCUUCUGCGAGCGAAACGGACUCCGGUCUCCAUUGCCUCGCUGCCUCAGCUCUACUAUGAGAGAUAUGGCAGGACGCUUCAAGCGGAAGGCUACCUCACAGAGAGCCAGAGACAUGGAAAAUCCGGCCACAGCCUGACGAAACUGCUCGCUCGGAUGAAGUCCAUCGUCGUUAUCGAGCGCUCUUCAAUUUGCAGGCCUCAUGGGCAGCAUGUGGUCGUCUUAACAGAGGAUGCACCAAGAUAUGCAGACUAUAGAAGUGAAAGGAGUGAUCCGGGCCAGAUCGUCUCGGGAUCUCGACAGAUUUAUCUUACUUUUCCAGCAGAAAGCACCUUCACAGAGGAAGAUGUCUCCAACUAUUUUAGAAACUAUGGUCCUGUCCAGGAUGUGAGGAUACCAUGCCAGCAGAAGAGGAUGUUUGGAUUUGUUACUUUUGUGUACCCUGAAACUGUCAGGUUGAUUCUAACUAAAGGAAAUCCUCACUUUGUCUGCGGCGCCCGUGUUCUUGUCAAGCCUUACAGGGAGAAGCCGAGGCUUGUGGAUAGAAAGUACCCAGACAGGCUUGACUCGCCGGUGUAUUACCCUUCACAGUUGCUGGAAUUGGAUCCUGCUUAUCAUUCAGUUGCAGGAAUAUGCGAUAAUUCUCAGUUGCUUAGGAAGCAUUUGCUGGAAGAGCAAGAGCAGGCUCUUGAGAUGGAAAGAAUGCGUCUCUCUGAUUUGCAGUUGACUCCCAAACCACUGAACAGUCACUAUUUCAAUCAGCCUUUGGAAGAUGUGAAACACACGGAAGGUUUUCUUUUGUUCUUCUUUCUUCUGGUCUAUUACUUUCAAGUUUCAACUUAUUCUGCAAUAUCUCAGGUGCCAUUGUUGUCUGCAGAUCGCUUCAGCUAUUUAUUCGAUGUCCUCAACAGUGGUUCAGCAAGUGAGGACGUAAACAGGCAGAUGGACAACAAUUACAAUGAUCAGGAGAGUAGCCAAGGUCUUAAUCUUCCCGAGAGUCCAUUUGCAUCUCCAAUGGCCAACAGCAUCCCCACAGCUAUAUAAAGAAGAUACAGUGCAGAGUGUUUCAAGAGGAGGUACAAUAGCAAAAGUGUUAGUCGUUUAGUGUUUAUCAAUACAAACAGUUUUUACACGUUACCAGGAAAAGCUUGACACACCUUUUCCUUUCAAUGGAUCUCAUACCCAACCAAGAAAAAAGAAGAAGCUUCUUCUCCCUGUCAGUUUGGGGAGAACACCAAGAAAUACAGAGAGUGAUCAUGUAACUAGAUUCAUAGUUUGGAUUAGUUUCCAUCCCCCCUCCCCCCUUGAAAGUUUAGUGUAACUACAGAAUCAAAGAGCUCAAGAAAGGAAAAAUUUAGAAGUGUGUAUUUUAUAGGUUUAGAUGAAAUCCCAUAAGUAACAGAUAUGCAGGGAUCAUAGGAAGGCGAGCUGACUCUCUGCUGCUCAGGAAAAACAGAGGACAGUGAUUACUUUGAAAAGGAGUAAAUAUAUAUACCAAGCAUCUGAAAGGUUCAUGUUUGUCCCACUUUGUUGCUAGUGUUCUGUGUGGAGAUGAAAUCAGAAAGUCAAUCAAUAAGAAUGUAUGAAUUUGCAAGUCUACAAAUGUACCUCUGAUUAAUCAAAUAGAAAGAAAAAAGAGAAAGAGCUGCUGAUCUUUUUCUUUUUCUUUGUUUUAAUGAAUCAUAUUUUUAUAUUAUGCCAA